AUUACCAAUUUUAUUGUAAGUAUGUUAGGUUUAUCUUUUUAAUUCACCCCUGGCAUGGGAUUAAACUUUUAAGUCGUAUCAACUAUUUUACAUUUUUAUUAGAAGUAUAUUAAUUACGCUUAAUGCCGAUAACGUUUAUAUAGAUAAUUAUAUAAUUUAAAUUUAUUGUUUUGUUUGAGUUGAAAAUUAAAGAAUCAUUAACUACAAGAUGUCAAACUGUAAGAGAAAUUUGUCUCCUAAUAUUCAGAAUUUGAAAUCCUUAGAAAGCAAAUAUCAAAGCAUCAUUAAACAAGCUACAGAAGCCAGGGAAAACGCUUAUUGCCCUUAUAGCAAUUUUAAAGUUGGAUCAGCAGUUCUAUGUGCUGAUGGGUCAGUUACAGCAGGCUGCAAUAUUGAAAAUAGUGCCUUCCCUGUUGGCAUAUGUGCUGAAAGAUGUGCAUAUAGUAAAGCGAUAAGUCAAGGAAAAAGACAAUUUGAAGCUGUGGCUGUUGUCGCCUCUCAAAAGGACCACUUUACAAUGCCCUGCGGAGCAUGUCGUCAAUUUAUGUCUGAAUUUGGAAAUGUAGACGUUUUUAUUUCUAGACCUGGGCAUGAGGAUGUAUUGGUUACUAAUCUAAAUGAAAUUUUACCUUUUCAGUUCCAAACUACGGACAAAACUUUUGAAUGAUAUAUUUGCAUGACUAUGACAUGAAAUAAAAUAAAAAAAAAGAAAUGUAUGUAUAUAUUUUGUCAUGUUUUAACAGUAUUUUACAAGAUUUAAAUUAAUUUCCAGUAAUAUAAAUUAAGAUCUCCAACUAUGUAAUAAUAAUAUUGCAUAUAUAAAAAAUCUACAAUAUAAUUUUUUAACUUAUACUAAUCAAUAUUAAUAAAAAUAUACAUCAUUAAAGUAAACAUUUUUUGAUAUCAGUCUAUUUGCUUUUUACCUAUUUUUAUGGGUGAAUAAUAAUAAUCUUAACAUUGUAGCAGAACGUGUUUUUGUAUAUAUCACUAUUAAAAGCUGUAAUUAUAUAUAAUCUCUAAUUUGUACAAUAAAAAAGCUUGGU
Messenger RNA from Sitophilus oryzae (rice weevil), 1043 nucleotides. Its product is annotated as cytidine deaminase-like. Gene Ontology annotation, molecular function: zinc ion binding; cytidine deaminase activity. The record is from RefSeq and is a predicted model, not a curated record. The transcript is spliced from 3 exons. Lineage: Eukaryota; Metazoa; Arthropoda; Insecta; Coleoptera; Curculionidae. Gene Ontology annotation, cellular component: cytosol. The coding region runs from base 209 to 667 and encodes 152 amino acids.